This is a messenger RNA of Manihot esculenta (cassava), 3250 nucleotides long. RefSeq lists its product as uncharacterized. The coding region runs from base 843 to 2855 and encodes 670 amino acids. The record is from RefSeq and is a predicted model, not a curated record. The transcript is spliced from 14 exons. Lineage: Eukaryota; Viridiplantae; Streptophyta; Magnoliopsida; Malpighiales; Euphorbiaceae.
UUCACACUGCGAGUGCGAACCGAAAGCUUCUGAUUUUCCGUCUUUUGGAGUCUAUGGGCAGAGGGAAAGAGAGGGAAUGAAGUAGAGAAGUGCAGGUGUAAAUUAAAUGUGAAUUUGUCGAUGGUUGUUUUGAAGAAUUGAAGGUUGUUACUUUCUAAAUUCUUCCUUUCUGUUUUAUAGCUUAGUUUUCGAGGCUCUGCUGGUAUUUCAAUGGUCUGUUUGGGGGCUCAAAGCGAGAGACCUAUCGAAUUAACCUCUGGGAUUUUUUGGGUUCUUCAGAUCGUUUCAGAGUGAAAAUUUUUUAUUGGGUUACUGUGUUUUGGCCGUGAUGUGUGAGAUUAAGAUCUGCGGAUGAGAAGUAAGUAUAGUCUCUGUCUCCUUAAAGCACUGUUUAAUGGAUUCAGGUUCAGGGAGAUUCGUACUCAUUAAUGGGGUUUCUUUUUAAUUCAAAAGAUUUUUCUAAUGAGUGGGAUCUGCAUAUGCUCUUGUGAAAAUACAAGGUGACUCACGGGUGUAACAGAAAGCAUAACUUGGAAGAGAAAUGGAAGGGAAAGAUCUGUGUUUGGCUUAUUAAAUCGGUUAUGGCCGUCAAAGCCGUUUCCAACAGGCGGAUGUUGUUAGUUUGUGAUGAUUAAUGUGAAAGAAACGGACAUGAGUCGAGACGUGAGGCGUGGAGCGAGUUGGUCUCUGACAGAUUAAGCAAACUUGGACACAAGCUUAUCUGUGGUUUGAACGGUGGUGGUGGUGACUUCGUAUCUUCGGAGAAAUCGAAUAAAGAGAAAUAAGAAAUUGAGUGCUGUUAAUAGAGUAGAGCAGCUUCGAGCAACGAAGACAACUAUGAAAUGGGUUGCAACUUAGCUGAUAAAGGAGAGGCUCUUCCUUCACAAGCACCUUCUAUAAGUGGUGGUGGUGGUGGUGCCGCUAAGAGAUUCAAGCUACCCAGCAAGGAACUUUUUCAUGGGUGCAAUGGCGUUGAUCAUGUUUCUGUUCCGCGGAAGCUACGGUCAGCCAUGAAGAAACGCAAUCUAGAAUCUUUAUCUCCACCUUUUCCAGAUUCAAAGAAGUUGAACCAUUCUACUGGUGGUGUUGAAUCACCCAAAAGGGUUGGUCUAAAGAAACUGAAACAGAAUCUGAAACAAGGGAACCCAAACUGGUCCCUGAAGCAGAAUGCGGGUGGGCCAAUCACCAAAGAUGAGGAAGAAGUUGUGGAGACAUUGUAUGCUUUGGCAGGAAUGUUCCCCAACAUUGAACAUGCUGGUAACAACAAAUUGGAUACGAGUCCUUCAGCUUUGCCCGAGGCUGUUGAUAGACAUCCACCCAAAUUGGAAGAUUCUGUAGCUAUAGAAGAAGACCUGAAUGAAAUUUGCGAAUCAAGAUCUGAUGAAGCUGUUAAUCCUGCUUCUGACAUAGAAAAAUCAACUGGAGAAACUGCUAAAGUUUAUUCAAUGAUUGGACCUAGUAUUCAAGAACCAUGUAAUUUGUCCAGCAGUGAGAAACACCAUGGAGAAAACAGUUUUGUUGCUCAAGUGAAUUUGCACAAGUUGGUUAAACACGAGGAACAAAAGACACCAUGCAACUUGUUUAACCCAUGCUUUCUACCUGGGCCCCGCCAGGAUACUGGGGAAUUAAAGCAGCCUGCAAAACCAGAAACUUCCCUUAUUGAUGGAAAGACAGAAUUAGCAUUAGCACCGACUACAGCAACUGGAAAUCAACUAGACCAAUAUCAUACUAUUGGCGCAUCCAAAAACAACAGUCCAGUACUGUGGCCAGGAUUGUCUUCAUCAAAGUCGCAUGGUGUUUGUCAUGGGCCUUUAUCACAAUCCUGUGCUGCUAAAGUACCUGCUUGGCUUGGUGCUCAACCUGGUUCAUUUCAAAAUGUUUCGACUGGAAAGGUUUUUAAAAUUUCAACUGACAGAGGGUCAUGGAAGAGGUGCGCAGCUCAUGUUUACAUUGGCCAUCUCAUUCGGGCUUUGCAGAUACCUCGGAGCAAAGAAAGCUUGCAAAGGCCUCUGAAUCAAUUGAGACCGCAUGAAAUAUUGAAGCAAGGUGUACUUAGGACAAUAAAUGACUUCAAUGGCAUUAGAAAUGAUUUGAACGGAAUUACAUCUAUUGGCACAGUAGUUAAUGCACCUGUGAAGAAUCCAAAUGACGGUAAAAAUGAUAUUUUUCAACACCUAAGGCCACACCAAGAUCGUUCUCAGUCUGCUCUGGCCUCUCAGAAGCAGGGUUUCAAUUUUUUAUCUCUAUCAGCUGGAGGUGGUGGGAUGGAACCUAAUAACAGUUUUAAUGGACCUGGAAAUGGUUUGGAACCAUUUGCACAACUUCAAGUUCCUUAUCAUGCGCAAUAUCCCACACUCAUGCCUUUCUCCAUGUCACAAACACGAUAUACACCUGCUUACCAUGAUUCGCCUUCAACAGUAGCACAACAGGCCCAACUUCAGCUGAUUCCCCAUCUCACCGGCCCAUAUUGCGUUCCCCAUGCAAGUUCUAAGGCCUUGACAAAGCAGCCACAGCAGCAACAACAGCAGCUUUGGGCCGCUCAAUUGGGAGUUCAAUACGGAAACACUUCAGCAGCCAUGACUCAGUUUCCAAGCUGGCAGAAUGAAAGGCAAGAAUCGCCUAGGCUUAUGCCCUAUAUCCCCCCCUCUUUGCCUUCAACUUCAACACUAGAAGUCCUGGGCCCCAAGUAUCCUCACAUCACUCAGCAGCAGCAGUUCACGGCCGUAACUUUGCCGCAAGCAAGGAUGAAGAGGCAAGAUCACCAUAUUCCUCCUGUUUAUGAAGAAACUGGAGUUGGGUUUCGAGCUGGCGGUGGCACAUUGCCAUUGCGUUUACUCUGCAGUGAGCAACUGUGAGAGGAAUAUAGAGUCGAGAACUGUUACAAUCAGGCGAUGGGCAGACAGUAACAUAUUAUUUCAUUCUUUACUUUCUAUUAACGCUUGUGAGCCGUUGCUCUAUUUUGGCAUGGUCAAAUAUAGGGAUCUGAGAUGUAAGUGGGGCAUUAAAAUAGCAUCGAGGGAAGAGCAGUCUGGGGAAUCAGAUGCGUAUAUGAGCAUAUUAAAGCAUAUCUGCUGCCAAGGAUUGUUUGCUGGCGUCUACCUUACCCGUUUACGCAGAAAAUAUAAACUUGCUUAUGCCCACCCUCCCUUUGAGUAUGAUAUGGACCCAUGCCUUUGAUUAUACAUUCUUAAUCCUCCUCUGCACAUGUAUGAUUUUUAUCCACUUGUAUUUACAUGAAUAUCGCUUGAAA